GAUGCGCGUCCGGCCAUGGAUCGAUGUGGUUGCUUUCCUUUCCUCCAUUGCUGCUGAAAGGAAGGAAAAAACUCUGGGUCAGAGUCGGACCACGCCGCCACCACCACCGGCAGGGCAGGGGAGGGAACACCAAAACCGCAAGCAUUUCCUUCCUUCUCCCUCCAAUUCUUUCCUCCUCCUUUAAUUAAUUAUUAAUCCCCCGCGGCCGCUCCCUCCCUGCGUGUCCUGCUCUGCUCGCUCCCCUUCUCCCUCCCCCCACCUCCCCACCACCGAUUUAACCACCACCACCACCAGGCAGCAGCCAGCAGCAAGCUACAAGAGCAGAGCGGCGCAGCGACGGCAGAUUCUACCGCCAAAGAUCUCGCCUUUUCCCCCCACCCUCCCGAAUUUCGCCGCCGGCCAGAGGCGGCGCGGCGCGGGCGUUAGCGUUCGCCCCCUUCCCGGACUAUCAGUUGAUCUGGUGGCACAGUUCUGGAAUUUUCACCGGUGACGAAGGUCCCUCUGGUUGCUUUGAGUAGGAGUAUGAACUAUCAUUGACUUGGGAGCAGUGUUUUUAUGGGAAGAGAAAAGCUCCAUAAGCAGCCAUCUGGUCGUCUGAUUGAAUCCCUUAAAAUGGAGAGGGUCAGGACUAUUCUGACUCAUAGAUACCCAUACCCACAUGAGCAUUCAAGACAUUUCAUGAUUGCUGUGAUUGUUGGCUGGCUUUUCCUCCUUUCAUCAGAUAACUUACAAACCCUUAUAAUGAAAUUGGACAAGAAUUUUAAAUGGUGGUCGAUGUAUGCCUGUUUGAUUGGUUUCUUCUAUUUCUUCUCAUCACCAUUUAUUAGGAAGACUAUCAAGCCAAACUAUUCAAACUUUAGUCGUUGGUACGUUGCUUGGAUAUUCUUGGCAGCAUUAUACCAUCUCCCUAGUUUUCAGUCAAUGGGGUUGGAUUUGAGGAUGAAUCUUUCCCUCUUCCUCACUAUUUAUAUUUCCUCUCUAGUUUUCUUGAUCGUCUUCCACGUCAUAUUUCUUGGACUCUGGUAUUUGGGUCUUGUUUCUCGCAUGGCAGAGAAAAAGCCAGAGAUGCUUACUAUAAUCCAAAAUUGCGCAGUGAUAAGUAUAGCUUGCUGCGUGUUCUACAGCCACUGUGGUAACAGGACUCUUUCAAGGGAUAAAUCUAUUGAUCGUAGAACUGCUAGCUGGGUUGCAUUUUCACUCUGGAGAAAGCAAAAUGAGGACAACACACUGAUUUCAAAGCUAUUGCGUAUGCAUAAGUUUAAAGACCAGAUUUGCUCAUCCUGGUUUGCCCCGGUUGGCUCUGCCAGUGAUUACCCACUUCUCUCGAAAUGGGCCAUUUAUGGAGAAUUAGCUUCCAAUGGAUCCGAACACUCCAACAUCAUUUCACCUGUCUACUCUUUGUGGGCCACAUUCAUUGGUCUUUACAUGGCCAAUUAUGUCGUGGAGCGGUCAACUGGAUGGGCUCUAACUCAUCCUUUAACAAUUUCGGAGUAUGAGAAUCUGAAGAAACUGUUGAAACCGGAUUUUGAGGACAUGGUUCCUUGGUACUCUGGGACCUCAACAGAUUUAUUCAAAACCGUUUUCGACCUCAUGAUAUCUGUGACACUCUUUGUUGGUAGAUUUGACAUGCGUAUGAUGCAGGCUGCUAUGAACAAAACUCCAGAUGAAUCUAAGAGCAGCGACCUUUUAUACGAUCAUCUUGAUGAGAAAGACGAACUUUGGUUUGACUUCAUUGCAGAUACCGGCGAUGGUGGCAACUCUACAUAUGCUAUAGCACGCUUACUUGCUCAACCUUCUUUAGUCGUAAAGUCUGAUGAUUCCAGGCUUAUAUUUCCCCGUGGAGAACUACUACUUAUUGGUGGAGACCUCGCAUAUCCGAAUCCAUGCUCAUUUACAUAUGAGCGGCGUUUUUUCUGCCCUUUUGAGUAUGCUCUCCAGCCUCCUGCUUGGUACACGCCUGAUCAUAUAGCAUUGGAAAAACCUGAACUUCCUCUUGGAGUUUCUGAGCUCAGGCAGUACAAGGGACCACAAUGUUUUAUGAUUCCUGGAAACCAUGAUUGGUUUGAUGGACUGAACACAUUCAUGAGGUAUGUCUGUCAUAAGAGCUGGCUUGGUGGGUGGUUUUUACCCCAGAAGAGGAGUUAUUUUGCAUUAAAGCUUCCCAAUGGGUGGUGGGUUUUUGGUCUUGACCAAGCUCUACAUGGCGACAUUGAUGUGUACCAGUUCAAGUUUUUUGCAGAAUUAUGUCAACAGAAGGUUGGAGAACAUGAUUCUGUAAUUCUUAUAACUCAUGAGCCAAAUUGGCUUCUCGACUGGUACUGGGGUGAUAAAACUGGAAAAAACGUAACAUAUUUAAUACGUGAGUACCUCAAGGGAAGGUGUAAAUUGCGGAUGGCUGGCGACCUGCACCAUUAUAUGCGUCAUUCUUGCACUGAGUCCAAAGAACCAGUACAUGUGCAACACUUGCUUGUAAAUGGUUGUGGUGGAGCCUUUUUGCAUCCAACACAUGUCUUCGAGAACUUCAAGGAAUGCUAUGGGAACAAGUAUGAAACGAAGGCUGUAUAUCCUUCUUAUGAAGAUUCUAGCAAGAUUGCACUUGGUAAUAUUUUAAAAUUCCGAAGGAAAAAUUGGCAAUUUGAUGUCAUUGGUGGUUUUGUGUAUUUCGUGUUGGUCUUCUCAAUGUUUCCACAGUGUGACUCAUUUCGUAUCUUGCAUGAAGACUCUUGGGAUGGCCGUGUGAAUAGUUUCUUCAAUGCAACGUGGAAUGCUAUUUUUGAGAUUCUAGAGCAUUCUUAUGUAUCCCUAGCUGGUGUUCUUACUCUGUUGACGGUAUCAUUUUUCUUUGUACCCACAAAACUAUCACGUAGAAGACGUGCUUUGCUUGGCUUUCUUCAUGCUGCUGCUCAUAUAACUUCGGCAGUACUACUGAUGCUGCUUAUGGAACUGGGUAUUGAGAUAUGCAUCCGCAACCAUCUACUAGCGACAUCAGGCUACCACACCCUCUAUGAAUGGUACCGUCAGGCAGAAAGUGAACAUUUCCCUGAUCCCACGGGGCUUCGUGCUCGUCUGGAACAGUGGACCUUCGGGCUUUAUCCUGCGUGUAUCAAGUACCUUAUGUCUGCCUUCGACAUCCCAGAGGUUAUGGCAGUAACUAGAAGCACAAUCUGCAGAAAAGGAAUAGAGUCUCUCCCUCGGGGAGGCGCCAUCAUCUACUAUGUGUCUGUCUUUCUCUACUUCUGGGUCUUGUCGACGCCCGUUGUGUCGAUGGUGUUUGGGAGCUACUUAUACGUGUGUAUAAACUGGUUCCAUAUUCACUUUGACGAGGCCUUCUCCUCCCUGCGCAUAGCAAAUUACAAGGCGUUCACGCGGUUCCACAUCAAAAAGAAUGGAGACCUUGAGGUGUUCACCCUGGCUGUGGACAAGGUGCCAAAAGAGUGGAUGCUGGAUCCAGACUGGGAUAUGGAGCCCAAGGAGCCAUUGCAGAUGAGCCACACCAGGAGGUUCCCAAGCAAAUGGCGAGCCGCGUCGGGAUGGUCGGAUCCGACCAGCGUAGUUCGGGUUGUUGACCAGUUUGUCAUUCCACGGACACUGGUAGAUCCUCUUUUACCAGACUCUGCUCCGUGACCGACUUAACACAGGCCACGCUGUUGUAAGCUUGUAUUGUAAAGUAUGUAGUUUACCUUGUGCCAUCUUCUUGGGAGAGGCUGGCUGUACAUAUCAUAGAACAAGGUACAAGUUAGAAAAAGUUUUAAGAGAAAAGAAAAUGUAGAAUCAGCAGGAGGGAGGAAUGGUGUAUAUCUGUUCUGGAAUGAAGCCUCGACUGACCAACGUAUGGUCUGAAGAUGAAGCAAUUGUGUACUAGCAAAUGAACAAAUUGCAUGUGUGGUUCAACUUUUCUCUUUCUCUUAAAGGAAAACAAAGGACUCAUUGACCUUAA
Triticum dicoccoides is the source of this 3937-nucleotide messenger RNA. RefSeq lists its product as uncharacterized. The record is from RefSeq and is a predicted model, not a curated record. Gene Ontology annotation, molecular function: hydrolase activity. The transcript is spliced from 16 exons. Lineage: Eukaryota; Viridiplantae; Streptophyta; Magnoliopsida; Poales; Poaceae. The coding region runs from base 556 to 3624 and encodes 1022 amino acids.